AUGGCACGCCGUCGACGUCCGCCCCGGCCUGGCGCGCUGGCCGACCUUGCUCCUCUACGAAUCCUCACGCAGAUCGUGGCACUACAAGCCUGCUACUACGCCGUCGCGCUCGUCCUCAUCGUCUUCACCACCAUCGUAGCCGGUCAGCAUCCCAGCCCUGGCCUCCUCUUCGACUGGCAGAAUCUGCGCGGGGACGUGACGACGGGAUGGACGCUGGGACUCUGCUGGAUGAUGGAUUCCUUGAUCACUGUGAUCCCAAUCCUCCUCCUCAUCGCCCGCUCAAAGCUCGUCCUCGACUUCGCCCUGACAAUCCACUUCAUCAACCUCGUCAUCACCUCCCUCUACACCCGCGCCAUACCCGUGAACCUCUACUGGUGGCUCCUCCAAACCUGCUCCGCGGGUCUCAUGGUCUCGCUGGGCGUGUGGGCGUGUCGGUGGCGAGAACUGAAGCCUUUCGCGUUCGGUGGUCACGGCAAAGACAAGGCUGCGGACGCGAAUGGGCAACUGGAGUCAGGGGAAGGUGACGGGGCCGGUCACAUUAUGGGCCAGGGCAGAGGAAGAGGAAGAGAUGGCGCUGGGACGUAUGAGAUGGUUGGAAUGGGAGGUCACAGCAAGCCAGCUUGA
Molecule: messenger RNA, 624 nt
Organism: Neohortaea acidophila
Lineage: Eukaryota; Fungi; Ascomycota; Dothideomycetes; Mycosphaerellales; Teratosphaeriaceae
Product: integral membrane protein S linking to the trans Golgi network-domain-containing protein
Exons: 2
Coding region: 1-624 (207 amino acids)
Biological process (GO): Golgi to endosome transport; Golgi to plasma membrane protein transport; protein localization to Golgi apparatus
Cellular component (GO): trans-Golgi network; Golgi membrane
Source: RefSeq, a predicted model, not a curated record